AUGAUGACGUGCCGUCUGCUGUGCGCCCUGUUGGUGCUUGCCCUGUGCUGCUGCUCGUCCGUGUGCGUGACAGCUACUGGUGGAGAACAAAAAGAAGUCAGUACUUCAACGACUGCUUCGCCACCGGAAGCAGGUGGUGCAGGGGAAAAAAAUACUUCCACGGCGCCAAGUUCAACAGGUAUGACAGUUACGUUACCGGGAACCGGAGAUCAGGACAGUGAGGAAACCGCUUCGCCAGAAACUUCAGAUAAAGCAACUCCGGGGCCUAUUACAAAAGGCGGAGCAGGUGGGGUGCCCGCUCCGCCAGGGAACUCAGAUCCAACAAGUUCGGCGUCUGGUACGGAACAGGGAAAGGAUGGAUCCGGUGGGUCAGGGAGUUCAGGUACGGUGGCCGAUACAGUACAGAAAAAUAGUGACAACGAUACGACAGACUCAACAAGUGGCAAUAAUUCAUCCACAGACCAAACAAAUACGAAUGCCGACGAUGCGGCCGAGAAGAGCACGGCGACCACUACCACAACCACGACUACGACGAAAAAAGCACCAACUACCACCACCACCACGACUACGGAGGCGCCAACUACAACGACCACCCGCGCACCGUCACUUCUUCGCGAAAUCGACGGCAGCCUCAGCAGCUCUGCGUGGGUGUGUGCCCCGCUGCUGCUCGCAGCAUCCGCGCUGGCGUACACCACUCUGGGCUGA
Trypanosoma cruzi is the source of this 705-nucleotide messenger RNA. Its product is annotated as mucin TcMUCII, putative. The transcript has a single exon. Lineage: Eukaryota; Euglenozoa; Kinetoplastea; Trypanosomatida; Trypanosomatidae. Bases 1 to 705 code for a protein of 234 amino acids. The record is from RefSeq and is a predicted model, not a curated record.